Micromonas pusilla CCMP1545 is the source of this 1155-nucleotide messenger RNA. RefSeq lists its product as uncharacterized. The coding region runs from base 1 to 1155 and encodes 384 amino acids. The record is from RefSeq and is a predicted model, not a curated record. NCBI's taxonomy places the organism in Eukaryota, Viridiplantae, Chlorophyta, Mamiellophyceae, Mamiellales, Mamiellaceae. The transcript has a single exon.
AUGCACCGACGCAAGCGAAGCGCGACCGGCGCGGUCGACGACGCGAGCCUUCGCGCGUACUCCCCGACGAAGCGUUCGUCCCCGCGCGCGAGCCCGUCGUCGUCCGUCCCCGUCCCCGUCCCCGUCCCCAUCCCCGUCCCCGUCCCCGAGAGCCCGCCGCUGCCGAAGCUAAGGCCGCUGCGCCUGAAGCCGUGCUCGCCCCCGGACGCGGACGCGGACGCGACGCGCGCGGCGGCGGCGAGCGGCGCGGCGAAGCCGCCGGGCGCGGCGGCGGCGGCGGCCGCGGGAACGACGCGCGGCGGAAACGGCGGCGGCGGAGAGCGCCGGGACGACGACGAGCGCACGCCUCGCGUCGCCGCCGCCUCCUCCGUCGCUCGCGCCGCUAUCAACGACGAGCGCACGCCUCGCGUCGGCGCCGCCUCCUCCGUCGCUCGCGCCGCGAUCAACGACGCGGGUUCGCCCCCGGACCCGCCGCGGUUCGCGCGGCGGACGAGCCAAGGGAACGACGUCUUCGCGUCGAGCGAGCGCGAGCGGCGGUCGCUCGCCGCGGACGCGUCCGGCGCGGUGGGGUUGGAGACUGCGGCUGCCGCCGCCGCCGCGACCGCGACCGCGACCGCGACCGCAACCGCGUGCGAGCGCUGUGGCGAGAAGGACGCGACGAUCGACGACCUUCGCGACCAGCUCUCGUGGCUCCGCGCGUGCAUGCGCGCGAUCGCGACGAUGGCGGAGCAGCAGGUGAAACGCGAGCAAGCGGAGGAAGCGAGGCUCGAGGCGCGUCCCUUUCGUCCGUUUUCUCUCGUCGCCGGCGCCAAAACGUUUAUUUACGCGAGACGCCUCAUCUCGACCUCCCUCCCCCCCCGCCAGGCGCUCGAACGGCGGCUCGGCGCGUACCGCGCGAGGCUCGGCCGCUCGUCCGCGGCGAGCUCGGGAAGCCCGCUCUCGCGUUCGCAGUCGCACUCGAACCUCCUCGAGCCGUUCGCGCGGGGCGCGGGCGGCUGGGACGAGCUCGAGCGGGAGGUGCGUUCUCCUCACACUGGUCCCCAUACGACCGCGUCGGCGUGGUGGACGCCGUCUCUUAGGGACUUCGCCCGUCCUUUCUCUACGCCCACCCCUCGCUUUCAAUCUCCGCCCUCGACGCCUUUCAACUCCAACUGA